This is a messenger RNA of Penicillium paradoxum, 855 nucleotides long. RefSeq lists its product as uncharacterized. The record is from RefSeq and is a predicted model, not a curated record. The transcript is spliced from 2 exons. Bases 1 to 855 code for a protein of 284 amino acids. NCBI's taxonomy places the organism in Eukaryota, Fungi, Ascomycota, Eurotiomycetes, Eurotiales, Aspergillaceae.
AUGGGAGCGAUUGAUCCAUCGGACGAGAAGGCUGCCAUGGAAGUCUCAAAGGAGGCUCUAUUGGACCUGGAAUCGAACACUAAGAUUGAAUAUGAUCCAUGGCUACUUGAUGAUCACCCCCUACGAUCUUAUCCGACAGAGUGUAUCCCGGGGUUGUCAGCUUACCUUGACGAAUCGCUUGGAAAGCGGAAGGCCGUUUUCCUUCGCGCUGGAUGUCUUAUCAUCGCGUGUCUAGCCGCAUUCCAGUGCCUCCGGUUGCUCCCAACCAAUAGUAAAACGACGCUCCUACCUCAUGAAUCCACACCGCACACCCCCAUCCACACUGGGCAUGGUGCUUGUACCUUCCCUAUACUAGACACGCGACCACAUGCACUGGAGUCCUCUCUGAACGGGGGAUGCGAAGGCCUCCGAACGGCCGUUUGGAUGCACAACGGCGAGCUGCAGAUCGGGAACGCUGUUGCGGGACCCGAGACCGAAGCCUUCCUGCAGCGAUUCGGUCUCAACCCUCUUCUGGCGAAGUUCGACGCUGGGGAUGAUUCUGCGCAUUCCGAAACGCCGGACCAGACGUUCCUUUUGAUGCUUGAUGCCAAGACACCGCUUCCCGAAUUCUACCCUCACCUCAUUGCACAACUCGCCACUCUCCGGCAGCGGGGGUAUCUGUCUCAUUGGAAUGGGCAGGAUGUUGUUCGGCGCGCUGUGACUGUCGUGGUUACCGGGGAGGAAUUGUCCGAGAAUGACUGUAUCCAUCCUUCUUAUUCCGAUGUCUUUUGGUCCGUUUUGCCGGAAGGUCGGGUCACGACGGGUGAUCUGACGCAGGAUGGUCUCCGACAUCUCGCGCCGAUCUGUAUAGCAUAA